AUGCUGAAUACCAUCCCAAUUAACUUAGAUCGCUGGCUAGAGGAGAAUGGGCACCUCCUGCAACCUCCUGUGAAUAAUUUCUGUCUCCACAGGAAUGGCUUUACGGUGAUGAUUGUUGGAGGCCCUAACGAACGUACCGAUUACCAUGUCAACCCUACGCCCGAAUGGUUUUUUCAAAAGAAGGGUUCCAUGACCCUGAGGGUGGUUGACGAGUCACUGGAAGGCGAUGCCAAGUUUAUCGACAUCACAAUCAAUGAGGGUGAUUCAUACUUGCUGCCUGCAAACGUGCCUCACAGCCCAGUGAGAUACGCUGACACCAUUGGGAUUGUAGUCGAACAAGACAGACCGGAGGGAGCCAAUGACAAGAUGAGAUGGUACUGCUCGAACUGCAGAAUGAUAGUGCAUCAGCUGGAGUUCUACAUGGUUGAUCUGGGCACCCAGGUGAAGGAAGGCGUUCUGGCAUUUGAAAAUGAUCCAGAGAGCAGAAAGUGCAAGAAUUGCGGUACGAUGAACCACUCGAGGCCACAGAAGCCUUGA
This is a messenger RNA of Torulaspora globosa, 537 nucleotides long. It is a transcript of the gene BNA1, whose product is annotated as 3-hydroxyanthranilate 3,4-dioxygenase. The coding region runs from base 1 to 537 and encodes 178 amino acids. The transcript has a single exon. Gene Ontology annotation, cellular component: cytoplasm. NCBI's taxonomy places the organism in Eukaryota, Fungi, Ascomycota, Saccharomycetes, Saccharomycetales, Saccharomycetaceae. Gene Ontology annotation, biological process: 'de novo' NAD+ biosynthetic process from L-tryptophan; quinolinate metabolic process. The record is from RefSeq and is a predicted model, not a curated record. Gene Ontology annotation, molecular function: 3-hydroxyanthranilate 3,4-dioxygenase activity; iron ion binding.